CCCGUUUUAUUGCUUGUUGUGAAAAAGAUGGAUUGGAUUAAUUACUUGGAUAAUUUUGGCUUUAACCAAGGUUGAAGCUAUCCACAUUUGGGAGUUUUAUAGCAAUUGAAAAGAGAUGGAUUGGGCUAAAUAUUUGGUUAACCCAUUUCGGUUGUUUGGUCUCGUCGGCCCAACUGAGGAGUAUGAACAUUGAAUUUACCUUUGUGUCCUCAAAGUUGUGUAAAGUGUGCCUUCAUCCCUUUCCCAAAUAUACACUUCGAAUUCAGCCCUAAAGUGAAUCCCGCCACUCCAAUUACUCUUCCCGCCCCAGACCUUGCUCCAUUAUAUAAUGAGUGGUGUUUGCCCUAAAUGAAACAACCGCCAUUCCCACGAAUUCCAAGCGUUUCUACGCUAAUCCUUCCCGUGCAUUGAACACAAUGGCGAGCUCUCAGCGAUCCGGUGGAAGCAUCUGGAUGUCAGACAACAAUGGAGGUUUCCCCACAAGUUGGCGGAAGCAGGGGAAGUCGGACCGGACUCGUCGUAGCUGGACUGAAGCAGAGGAGAUGUGCCUCAUGGGUAGCUUAAAGGAAUUGGUGUCUCUAGGCUGGAAAUCCGACAACGGAUUUCGUAAUGGCUACCAACAAAAGCUCGAAGACUCUCUACGCCUUGCGUUUCCCAGGUGCGACAUCAAAGCAAAUCCACAUAUAUCUUCAAAAAUCCAUACUUGGAAGAAAAUCUAUGGUGCUCUGUCAUUGGUCUUGGGCCGUAGUGGAGUCGGAUUUAAUCUGAAUGGGGACUAUAAGAUCGAUUGUAAUGAGGAGCAGUGGGAGCAAAUUAUCAAGGCUGACAGUGGUGCACGCUUUCUGCGAAACAAGCCGUGGCCCUACUACGACGAUUGGACGAUCGUGUUUGGUAAGGACCGAGCGAAUGGAGAGUCUUCCAAAGACACUGAUGCUGCUGUUGAACAGCUGCAUGUCCAGCCCCUCCCUGCUGACAUCAACGGAGACGAGUACCACGUUAGCUUAGACAGCUCAUUCGAGCAGUCGAAGGAGAACGACCACACCUCCCCUGCAACUAAUUAUGACAGCGCAUUCAGCUCAGCGAAGGACGGAGCCCCUCAAGCGCGCAACAAGAACAAACGUAAGUCGAGGGAUGAUUUUGAUGACUUGGUGCAAGUGAUUUCGAAGAUGCAUGAAGCUACCAACGACAGGCUCGAACAUCUUGCCAAGCGAAUUGGGUAUGAAUUUGAUCUGACUAAGGCUCGACAGGAAGUGUUUGAACUAGUGGGUGGCAUCUCGGGACUGACACUCGGCCAAAUCUUUGAUGCAUCUGACUUCAUUCUGGAGAAGGUUGAGAAGCUUGACUUCUUUAUGAGCCUCCCUCCAAUGGCAAAACAAGCUUAUGUGUACCGGGCGUUGGAGAAGGUUGUCGUCAUUUAAGGAUCCUAACAACUCGUCCACGUACCCUACUUAUUAUUGCAGUAUGUAGUUGCUCUCUGUUUCCUGAUGUAUAUAUGCAGUUGGGUAGGAAAAGUUGGAGAUGGUAGUCUCAUCUUUUGCGGUAGGUGGCAGGGGUUUUUGUAUAUAGUAGUAUGAAUGUAUGGGGUUUGAACUAAAAAGUGUAAGGGUGGUGGCUUUUGUAUGAAUGUAUCAGUAGUUAUGGUAUCAGUAGUAGUUAUUUCUA
Messenger RNA from Salvia splendens (bonfire salvia), 1662 nucleotides. RefSeq lists its product as uncharacterized. The transcript has 3 exons. Lineage: Eukaryota; Viridiplantae; Streptophyta; Magnoliopsida; Lamiales; Lamiaceae. The record is from RefSeq and is a predicted model, not a curated record. Bases 417 to 1418 code for a protein of 333 amino acids.